CAUCACUUUAAAUGCAGUUUGCUUUAAGAGGGGGAGGCAGCAACAGGCAGGAGUAGAGUGAGAGGUGAAUGCCAGUGACAGUGUAGACAGGAAUCUGGACAUUACGCAUCUGGACAUAUUCAGGAGAGAUGACUCUUCAAUCUACGAGCAUCCCAGUCUACGCCACCACACUACCGUAUGGAGACCAAAACGACACCAAUGUCACUGAUUGUCCAGACUUAGACAUCUGGCACUGGCUCAAUGACAAUCAGCCGGUGUAUAUUCUGGUCCUCACUGUGCUGGGAAUCUUAUUAAACGUGAUCGUCCUGUUGGUUUUCUGCCUCCACAAGAAGGCCUGCACUGUGGCUGAGAUCUACUUGAGCAACCUGGCUGCUGCCGACCUUGUCCUGGUGUCCUGUUUGCCGUUCUGGGCUGUCAACAUCUCCAAUAAUUUCAAUUGGCCCUUUGGUCAAUUCAUGUGCAAAGUCGUCAAUGUGGGCAUAAAGAUGAAUGUCUACUGCAGCAUCUACUUCCUUGUUCUGGUUAGCAUAGAUCGCUACAUAGCACUGGUGCAUACGAUGUCAUACGGAAGAAUGCGCAGACCAAAGUAUGCCAAACUAGGUAGUCUGCUGACAUGGGGUUUCGGCUUGCUCCUAAGUGUCCCUGCACUCGUCUUUAGGGAAGUGAGACAUUUCCCUCAGUAUGGUAUGGUAUGCUUUCUGGCCUACCCAAGCCACACCGUAGAGCUGCUCUGUGACGGGAUGUUGAUAGUUUUUAGCUUUAUAAUUCCAAUUUCAAUUAUCACAUUCUGCACCUACAAGAUCAUUCAGGCUUUGCAUGUCCAGGCAAUAGAGAGGAUCAACGCAGAGAAGACAGAGCAAAAGGCCACCACUCUAGUACUGGCGGUCCUUCUGGCCUUCCUCAUCUGCUGGGUACCAUUCCACAUGGUCACCAUACUGGAUGUGCUCCUACGAGCUGAAGUCCUCGGAGGCUGUCACCUAUCGGGCGCCAUCGACAUCUGCAACCAGAUAUUCACCUACUUAGCCUUUUUCAAUAGCGUUCUCAAUCCCAUCCUCUACGUCAUUGUAGGAAAGAACUUCCGCAAAAAAGUGUGGGAAGUCCUCCAUCAGUGGAGUAACAAAUCGAAAAGCACUGAGUCCGUACGUUCAAAUCUGUCCUCUACGCUGAAGACUUUGGUAUAAAAGCAGAAAACACUGACUGAGGUGGGCACUCAUUAAAAAAAAAUCUUUCCUCAGUGUUAAUAAUUUAGUUGACAGUUCAUGGUUAAAGGUACAGUAGGUGCAACUAUGUGUGUUGAUUGUGUGUUGUGUUUACUAUUAUUUAGUCUCAGCUGUAUAAAACUAUUAUCCUGUAUAUAAUUUAUCUUAUGCUAGAAAAACUUAUGUUUUAUACUUUUGGGGCCCGGUGCCUUGCGCUUAAUUUCUAUUGAGAGGACCUGCAUGCACACAAAUGUAGUGAUGCAUACCUGCCUGGUCAUUGUAAAACAUUUAUGUAAAUGUUAUUGCCAUGUGUUACCUUAUAUUCCUCAUCUCAUCUCUAUAAAGAUGUAAAUAGCAUUUGCUUUUCUCAGGACAUAAGCUUAAAAUAAAACAUUCACAUGGUCCUUA
This is a messenger RNA of Mugil cephalus (flathead mullet), 1607 nucleotides long. RefSeq names its product B2 bradykinin receptor-like. Gene Ontology annotation, molecular function: bradykinin receptor activity. The transcript is spliced from 2 exons. The coding region runs from base 129 to 1181 and encodes 350 amino acids. Gene Ontology annotation, biological process: neutrophil chemotaxis; immune response; smooth muscle contraction. The record is from RefSeq and is a predicted model, not a curated record. Gene Ontology annotation, cellular component: membrane. Lineage: Eukaryota; Metazoa; Chordata; Actinopteri; Mugiliformes; Mugilidae.